AUGUGGAUUUUACUCUCUUUGCCUGCCGCUGGGCUUUUCUUCCUUCAUCGCUAUUACCAAGUCAAUUAUGCCAAAUUUCAAGAAAUAAUAUCCCCAGAGCCAUUACCAGACUCAACUGAAGUUCAAGAACCUAUUCGUUUACAGGUGGAAAGUGGACAUAUCCCAUCCUGGCUCAAUGGCAUCAUGUAUCGUAUUGGUCCUGGUAUAUUCAACAUCAAGCAAAAGGAUGGUUCUGUAUUUUCAAUCCGGCAUGGAUUUGAUGGCUUACCCUUUAUGCAUCGUUUUCAAGUGGAUGGUCAAGCUCAGUCUCUCAAGUACAACUCUAGACUGUUGGCUAAAUCCAUUCAGAAAGAAAUAGAAGAAAAAAAAUACAGGUUUCUAUUCUUUUUUGGACAUAUUCCCAAGGUUACCUUUUCGCAGUGGAUUUCCGAGUUUUAUGCUCGUUUAAGCAACAUUGUUUUGUUUCCUCAGCCGAGACAUCAACAUAGACCAGAUGGCCAAUCCGUGGGCGUAACAGCUACUCCCAACUAUCCACUUCCUUCUUCUAUGUCCAAAGAAAAUGAACAUGUGCUUGUCUCUAAGACGGAUGCCAACAUAUUACAAAAGAUUCAUGCUGAAACAUUGGAACCCGAACGUAUCUUUGACUACACUACUUUUGACUCUCGUCUGAAGGGUGAUUUGUCUGCUGCUCAUCAUCAACAUGACCCUGUAACAAAAGAAAUCUUCAAUUUUACAUUGACAAUAGGACCUCGUCCUAGAUUGAUUGUCUUUAGUGUUACUAAUGAAGGCAAAGUAACUGUAUUAGCCGAUAUUACUCGACGCCAUAAUAACACACCCAUUCGAGCACCUUAUAUUCACUCACUUUGGCUUACUGAGAAUUAUGUGAUUAUUCCUGAAGCGCCUUUGACUUACCAAGAUGGUGGAAAAAACAUGCUCCUCUAUGGUUCUGCUUUGACAAGUAUGGGCUGGGAUAAAGACAUGCCUACCUACUGUCAUGUGUUUCACAGACAAGGUGGUUUAGUAGCAUCAAUUCCUGUUCCCAGCUUCUUUACUUUUCAUGUAGCUAAUGCUUUUGAAAGCCAAUGCCCCAAAACAGGUGAUACUUUGCUCAAUUUGGACUGCUCUUCUUUCUCAAAUGGUGACAUUAUGCAUCAACUCCAUACUUUUGGCGUACCUCGCCACAAGGGGCCUUCUGCCCCUACUCCUCAAGGAACAACAUUCAUAAAUGGCAUAUUGCAUCCUCCUCGCCACCAAACCUCUUUUGGCGAUCUCAUUAGAUAUCAGCUGAACCUUAAUCAAUCAAGCGUGGAAUCCAUUGAUACAUUGGCUAAGAAUGUUGAAUUUCCUCGUUAUAAUCAAGAUUAUACAACCAAGGCUGAUAAUCAGUAUGUCUAUGGCUGUCAGUUACAGCCAUUUACCGAGAUAAGAGAUGAAACGAUUGGCUUAAUCAAAGUCGAUCUCAACGAACGCAAGACACAAACAUAUGCUGUUGAGGGUUUUUCUUGUUCUGAGCCUAUCUUUGUUCCAGACCCAAAAGGCUCUGCUCAAGAUGAUGGUGUUCUUUUGACAUUGGUAAAUAAUUUCGAUUGCUGUUAUUUUAUUGUUUUGGAUGCUUCUAGCAUGAAAGAAUUAGCACGUAUCAAGAUUGGACAAUUUACUGCUGUCACUUUUCAUGGAUCCUAUGUGAAUCAUGAAUUUGAAUCAAUUAAUAUCAACUAG
Gilbertella persicaria is the source of this 1719-nucleotide messenger RNA. Its product is annotated as putative carotene-dioxygenase. The record is from RefSeq and is a predicted model, not a curated record. Gene Ontology annotation, molecular function: carotenoid dioxygenase activity. The transcript is spliced from 2 exons. Lineage: Eukaryota; Fungi; Mucoromycota; Mucoromycetes; Mucorales; Choanephoraceae. Bases 1 to 1719 code for a protein of 572 amino acids. Gene Ontology annotation, biological process: carotene catabolic process.